Staurois parvus is the source of this 261-nucleotide messenger RNA. The record is from the annotation of a GenBank genome assembly. Lineage: Eukaryota; Metazoa; Chordata; Amphibia; Anura; Ranidae.
UGCCUAUCAAUGCCAACUGUCAGUGCUCAUCAAUGCCACCUGCCAGUGCCUAUCAGUGCCUCCCAUCAGUGCCAGUCAGUGCCACCUAUCAGUGCCAGUCAGUACCGCCUAUCAGUGCGCAUCAGUGCCCGUCAGUGCUGCCUAUCAGUGCCGCCUAACAGUGCCAGUCAUCAGUGCCACCUAUCAGUGCCGCCUAUCAGUGCCAUAUAUGAGUGCUGCCUUUCAGUGCCCAUCAGUGAUGCCUGUCAAUGCCCAUCAGUG